Molecule: messenger RNA, 1200 nt
Organism: Culicoides brevitarsis
Lineage: Eukaryota; Metazoa; Arthropoda; Insecta; Diptera; Ceratopogonidae
Product: carbohydrate sulfotransferase 5-like
Exons: 1
Coding region: 1-1200 (399 amino acids)
Biological process (GO): sulfur compound metabolic process; N-acetylglucosamine metabolic process
Molecular function (GO): N-acetylglucosamine 6-O-sulfotransferase activity
Source: RefSeq, a predicted model, not a curated record
AUGGUGCGACGUGAAAAUAAUCACAAAAAUUUCAAAGCUUUCUCGCUUAUCUUUUUCUGCAUUUGUUGUGUCUUGCUUUUGGUUACGAAUCGUUUUUCGAGAGACACUAUAGAGGAAUUGUCGGAUAAUGAUUUGGAAGAACUGAAAAACAUUGUGAUCCAAUUCGAUGAUGUUCCUGACGAGCAUAUUGAAGUCGAGGAGAAUGAAGUAUUGGAUGGCAAAAAGUUGUUGGAUUUGGAAGAAGUGAAUCUCAUGAGGAACUAUUCGCUUAGUAACUUUGUGGCAAAUGUCACAAAAAAGCAGCACAAUUUGGUAUUAGCUUCAUGGAGAACUGGCUCAACUUUAACUGGAGACAUUUUGAAAUCAUAUCCUCGGGCAUUUUAUCAUUACGAGCCUUUUUGUUUUGUGCAACAACAUUUGCAUGGAUUGAACUCUUCUGCUGCACAAGAUGUCUUAAAAAAGCUAUUUCUCUGCAAGUAUGAUGCUCUUGAUCGGAUGUUGGAGUUCAAUAACAGAAAACGCUGGUUAUGGUCUUUCAAUACGCAAUUAUGGCCUUUUUGCAAUGCUUUUCGCCCAUUUUGUAAAAGCCCGAAAUUCUUAACAUCAGUUUGUCAAAUCUUUCCCGUUCAACUUGUGAAAACUGUUAGACUUGGCUUGACUGAUGUCUCAGCGAUGCUCGAUGACAAAGAUUUGAAUCUCAAAAUUUUGCUGCUGGUUCGAGAUCCACGUGGCGUGAUGAAUUCUCGCGGUAAGAUCAACUGGUGUACCAAAUCUGAGGAUUGUAUGAACAUGGAAAUGCUUUGCAAACGCAUGGAAGCGGAUUAUGAGGAAGCGAAGAGGAUACAAAAACACAAAAGUGCUCAUAUUCAAGUUGUGCGAUAUGAGGAUCUAGUUUCGUGGCCUCAUCGCACAACCAAGAGCAUCUUUGAGUUUUUUGGCAUGGAAGUCACGAAGGAAGUUGUGAAUUAUUUGAAUCGGAAUACAAUGUCGCAAGUAGGGCGAACUCGACCCGAAAUUGCUGCCAUGAUGCGACGCCAUGGCGCUGUCUACAGUAAAUGGGUGCACGAAAUGGAAUUCGAUGACAUCUUGGAGGUACAGAAAUAUUGCAAAAAGGCCAUGGAACUUUUCGGGUAUCGAGAAAUGGAUAAUUGGACUGAAAAAGGACCGUUAUUUGAAACGUUGAGCGAGUUUAAAUUUUAA